Ruditapes philippinarum (Manila clam) is the source of this 2814-nucleotide messenger RNA. RefSeq lists its product as uncharacterized. The transcript has 7 exons. NCBI's taxonomy places the organism in Eukaryota, Metazoa, Mollusca, Bivalvia, Venerida, Veneridae. The record is from RefSeq and is a predicted model, not a curated record. The coding region runs from base 90 to 2552 and encodes 820 amino acids.
CCUCACAGUGAUUACCUCCCUUGGCAGAAUUGUAAUCACUGCCUUCACAAAGUUCACGUGACCAUAGAAAACAGGCACGUGACUUUAAAAUGGAGGAUACUCCAAAGAAAACUGUUCUGGAUGAAAAUUGCUUCAUUUGUUGCAAAAACAAACGUUUUUAUGGUUUGAACGGGAGGAAAGCCGUUGAGAACGAACUUAUUAACAAGUUGAAUAAAUUAUCUGGGAAAAAUUUUGAAGAUUUUUGUUCGCAAUACCCAUCUAAAAUAUUCGGGAUAUGUAGGAAGUGUUUGAAGAAAGUUAAUUCAGCAUACAUUUUGCAAAUACAGUUGAUAAAUGUUAUUGACAGUUCGGAUCAGGAUCAUGAAGAUGGACAGCCUAGGUUCAAACGGAUGGCGAACAGUCCAUUAACUCCUAAACUUCUGGUUGAUACGGACGAUGACUCGGUGAGUUCGAAACGUUCAAAAGUGAGACGACCUCUACAUCUUGAACUGCAGGAUGACUCAAGCAGCAUUAACAGUAUUCCACCAACAAGUGAUGAUCACUGCUAUUCAUCAGUACAAUCGUUAGAAAAAAACAAAGAAAAUAUUGUUGACUUUGAACAUUCUUAUUCAAAAAUCAUCGUAGACUCGCACUGUAAGAAAGAAAAAUCAAGUGUAAAAUCAACUGUAGAAUGCCUGAAAAGUCAUCUUGUGGAACCCGACAUUUCGUCAAGUUUGGUGAAUGACAUUGUUGAUGUAAUUUUCAAUCAUAAGGUACUGUUAAAGGCUGUUGAGAGAAAGAUGUUGAGUGUAAUUACAGACAUGUGCUCAACUUUAUCAUCCAGAAAUGUGGCAUUUUCAAGUGUACUGUCCCGCUACAGAAGUAUCACUGGCCUUUCAAUGUUUGGUGACCAGCUGCUGAAUGAAAUCAUUCAAGAAAUUUCUCAAAGAAUCCCAUUCUUGUUGGAUGUCUUUGCGACAAUAAGUUCUAGCACUGGAGAACCAACAGAACAGAAAAUUGCUCCAAUAGCAGCAGCAUAUGCCAUCUUGAUGAACUCAAGGUCAGAGAAACUUUCAGCCUGGCACAGACUUACUACUAUAAUUGUUACAAAAGGACAUUUGGAUGACUCAGCAUUGACAACUCUGAACCAUUUGGGUGUUUGCUUGUCUGCCCCUACCAAAACCCGUCUUCUUGAUGAAGCUGGAAAUGGAAGUGACCUUGGUAUUGUGUCAGAGCUGAAAAACAAUCCAAUCAUUAAAGUGACUGGAGAUAAUUUGGAUAUUUAUGUUAGAACUGGUCACAAAUCAUUAGAUAAACACAACAAAGAUCUUCACUUGUUUGCCUCGAACAUCAUCUUCAGCAGAAUUGCCCAACCACAUAUGUACAGUCUUCGUGAAAACAGUAUUCCUCUAUCAAAUCUAACUUCAGAUUUAUUCCUGCCACAUGGACACUACACUGAAACACUUAUGAGCAGCUAUACAGUUCUUCUGGGAAGGAUGCUGUCAGAGUUAAAACCAUUUACAUGGAUGAAAGCAGUGUUGCCUGCCCACAUUAAGCAUCCAUAUCAGCAGCAGAUGGCUAUAAAGUCCAAGGUGUACCAGCUACCAAUUAUGUUUAAGAAUGAAGCUAAACAUGAGGACUGUGUUGAUAUACUCGAUUGUUAUGAGGACAUUUUAGAUGAUUGUUUCGUGAAAGCCUUUGGUUCAAACAGUCUCCUUCAGAAAUACAAGGUUGUAGUUGGUGGAGAUCAGCUGACUAGAGUACGUUUGGAGGAAGCAAAACAGCUCCGUUCACUAUCCACAUCUCCAAAGAAAAGAUUUGAUAAUCUACAUCCUUUUGUAAUUGAAUUAUGGCAUACUAAGCAAGAUUUUCUGGAGAAAGCAUACAAGGAGUUAUAUAGCCCUAAGUCUGUCCAUCAACCUGGAACACUUUACCAUUUAAAAGCCAAACUACAGCGCACAGAUGUAACUGGAAAAGUUAAAGGGGCGUUUAAACAACAUCACGAAUUCAUUAUGCUAGUUGGUAAACAAAUGGUUAUUGAGCAGUUUCUGGAAUACUUCGGAAUGGAAGAUCCAUCAUCAUCCCCUACAGCUAACAUCCCAUCUGCUCAUAUUGAAAAGAAGCCAAUUCAUGAAAGGAUGUCUGAGAUGAAUAACAUUCUGAGACGGUUUAUACUCAACUAUGGUUACUUGGAAAUGGUGGAAGGUACUUGUUCAUGCAAUGAUGAAGUAUACUGUUACUGUAAUAAUUUGUGCAGAUGGUUUGUUCAAUUAAUUCAAAUGCAGGAUUGUGUUAAGGAAGGAGACAUUAUCAGAUUGAUUCCCAGCUUAAUGGCAUGCAUACCAUUCUUUUUCUCUCAUUCAAGAUUAUCAAAAUAUUUUGUGGAAUUAAUUGACUUUAUUAUGAAAGCUGAAUACAUGCUGUCUCCAUUACAAAGAAUAAGGGUUUUAGAGGGGGCUUUUACCAAUCUCAGAGGGGGAAUUGGCAACAAUAUUGAAACAGACCUGGUGCAGGAGAAUUCUGUAAGGAAUCAAAAAGAUCUGAUAAGAAGCCUAGGAGCUGAUAAGACUUAAAAAGCAAAUUCCCGGUGUACAAAAGUUUAUUCCUCUGUGUCAUUGAAAAAGAAAACAACACGGCACCAUACCCCAAAAGCUGAGAAAGACGAAAAAGAAAUAAGUAAAUCCCUCCGCUCAUCUCGACCUUUUCGCAAGGUUGAAAAUAGGAAAUGUGAAGGUUUUCCAAAUAUACAUGCAAGUCCUUUACAUAAAAUUGACAAAGCUGACUUUAAGUGUAGGAUGAACCAAGUUAUAGAGCGACUUAGUUAGGGACAAAAUG